Peromyscus maniculatus bairdii (prairie deer mouse) is the source of this 1443-nucleotide messenger RNA. Lineage: Eukaryota; Metazoa; Chordata; Mammalia; Rodentia; Cricetidae. The record is from RefSeq and is a predicted model, not a curated record.
GCUGACUUCUUCCGAGCAGAUAACACAGCUGCUGUGCACACCCAGCACGUGGGCUUCAACCGGCAAGAGCAGGAUGUGUUCCUCCUUCCCAUCCUCGUUGUGGACAGUGGGCCACCCACACUGAGCAGCACGGGCACCCUCACCAUCCGCAUCUGCGGCUGUGACAGCUCCGGCACCAUCCAGUCCUGCAACACCACGGCCUUCGUCGUGGCUGCCUCCCUCAGCCCCGGCGCGCUCAUUGCUCUCUUGGUCUGCGUCCUCAUUCUGGUCGUGCUGGCUCUGCUAAUCCUCACCCUCAGGCGUCACCACAAGAGCCACCUGAGCUCGGACGUGGAUGAGGACAUGCGGGACAACGUGAUCAAAUACAACGACGAGGGCGGCGGCGAGCAGGACACCGAGGCCUAUGACAUGUCAGCGCUGCGGAGCCUCUACGAUUUCGGGGAGCUCAAGGGUGGCGACGCGGGCGGGGGAGCGGCCAGUCCCCCACAGGCUGCCUCCUCCUCCGAGCGCCACUCGCUGCCUCGGGGCCCGUCGAGCCCGGAGCCGGACUUCUCGGUGUUCAGGGACUUCAUCAGCCGCAAGGUGGCGCUGGCGGACGCGGACCUGUCGGUGCCGCCCUACGACGCCUUCCAGACCUACGCGUUCGAGGGCGCGGGCUCGCCGGCUGCCUCGCUCAGCUCGCUGCACAGCGGCUCCACCGGCUCCGAGCAGGACUUCGCUUUUCUCCGCGCCUGGGGCCCGCGCUUCCGACCGCUGGCCGCGCUCUACGCCGGCCACCGUGGGGACGACGAGGCCCCGGCCUCCUAGCCCCAACCGGGCCAGUCCGGCAGCGCGGCCCGACGGGAGGGGACCUGCAUGGCUCCCGCGCCGCGACACGCCCCCAAGGGGUGAAGCUUGCGAGGACUCAGGGGUGCGGGAUGGUGACCAACGUCAGGAGAAGGGAGGGGAACCCGACCUGCGCAGCCCUGGGGUUGGAAGGGACCGCGGAGGGGGGAACCCCAUGCUGGGAAAGGACCUGGGAAGAGAAAGCGGAGGAGGGCGCUGCUGCCGUGCCCACCCCAAGGCUUUCUGGCAUUCAAGUAAAGAUGAAGGAAGGGCUGGUCAUUUACUAAGCACCUACUGUGUGCUGGGAGCUACCCAGAGACCGACUGCAUUGUUGUAGAAACUAUGAGGUGGCGUUCCAAAGGUGACAAGAUAGGAAAGCCCCCCAGAGAAGUGGUUGUGACCUGCCCGGGGACACGCAGACAGCGAGUGGUGGAGCCUCCCGCACUGACCAGCUGCCUGGACAAGUCACCUCAUUUCUCUGGGCCCCAGUUUCCUCAUCUGUCAAAUGAGGUUAAUAACAGCACCUACCUCGAAGAUUUGGAAAGGGUUCAGGUGUCAAGUCGUUGGGCAGUGCCUGGCACAGAGUAGGUGUUCAAUAAAUGCUCGCCUUUGUUACUA